GUGAAAUAUUAUAUUAUUAUCUUUUAAUUAUUGAACAAGGAUGAGUGUAGAUGUGCACGUGCUGUUGUUUGCCAAGUGCCGUGAAUUAGCUAAAACCUCGACAGCAACAAUCAACGUACCAUCGGAAAUACUGGCUUCGGAAUUGCUCGAAAAACUUGUCGAGAAGUUUGACUUAACUUCUAUUAAGGACAACAUUAUUCUUGCUCUCAACGAAGUAUAUAUCGAAAACCUUAACGAUCGCAUAGUAUUAAAGAAAGGAGACGAAAUUGCUAUAAUUCCGCCAAUCAGUGGAGGCUAA
Drosophila willistoni is the source of this 298-nucleotide messenger RNA. It is a transcript of the gene Mocs2A, whose product is annotated as molybdopterin synthase sulfur carrier subunit. Lineage: Eukaryota; Metazoa; Arthropoda; Insecta; Diptera; Drosophilidae. The record is from RefSeq and is a predicted model, not a curated record. Gene Ontology annotation, cellular component: cytosol. The coding region runs from base 41 to 298 and encodes 85 amino acids. The transcript has a single exon. Gene Ontology annotation, biological process: Mo-molybdopterin cofactor biosynthetic process.